AUGGAAGAAGACGGGGAGGAGGAUGCGUCGUCGUCGUUGCCGUCGCCGUCGCGGAGGGUGGCGGGGAGACGUAUAAGCAAGUUUCGGAAGGAGUCACGGAAGAAGUUACAGUAUUACUUGGAUCAGUGGGCCCCACACGCGGGGCAAAGAUGGAUAGCGACACUCUUUGCUGCUGGGAUCUACGUCCUCAGGGUCUACUAUGUUCGAGGCUUCUACAUCAUCUCAUACGGCCUCAGCACCUACAUUCUCAACCUCCUCAUCGGUUUCCUUUCUCCCCAACUUGAUCCCCAGAUAGAUGUUUUGGAACCCAACGACGAUCCUCAUCAUCAUCACCAUCAUCAUCAUCAUCAUGAUGAGUUCAAGCCUUUCGUUCGUCGCCUACCCGAGUUUAAGUUCUGGUUUUCAAUCACAAAGGCAGUGUGUUAUGCCUUCCUGAUGACAUUCAUAUCUGUGCUUGAUGUCCCUGUUUUCUGGCCCAUACUCCUCUGCUAUUGGAUUGUUCUCUUCAUUCUCACAAUGAAGCGCCAAAUCAUGCACAUGAUCAAAUACAAAUAUGUUCCAUUCAACCUUCAUAAGAAGGUGACCCUUCCCCUACCAUUGUCACUCAUUUGUUUCAUUACAAUGUCGAGAGUGAUAUACUGAUAUCUCUUUAUUUGUUCAUAGAGGUACAACAACACCAGAAAAAAGAGUGGAAUUUCCUGCAAGCCAUAAUUUCACUUGGCUUCCGACGAUGAUUUAAAUUGUUAGUAUAGCUUCUAGUUAUUUGUUUGUAGUUGAGGCGCAAAACUAGCUGAUACAGCUGGUAUCUUCCUUGAUUGACUUUGUAAUUCUUACAAUUAUUAUUAGGCUGUUACUUUAGCCUUUUAUUUCUGGCUUUGUCUGAUCUCUUUCAUUGUUUGAGACUUCGAAGGAACCUUCUAUAGCGUUCUUCACUCUUGAUUGAAAUGGGAGUUCCAACGUU
This is a messenger RNA of Arachis duranensis, 961 nucleotides long. Its product is annotated as protein RER1A-like. The record is from RefSeq and is a predicted model, not a curated record. NCBI's taxonomy places the organism in Eukaryota, Viridiplantae, Streptophyta, Magnoliopsida, Fabales, Fabaceae. Bases 1 to 642 code for a protein of 213 amino acids. Gene Ontology annotation, cellular component: Golgi membrane. The transcript is spliced from 2 exons. Gene Ontology annotation, biological process: protein retention in ER lumen; retrograde vesicle-mediated transport, Golgi to endoplasmic reticulum.